Sapajus apella (tufted capuchin) is the source of this 4348-nucleotide messenger RNA. Its product is annotated as basic salivary proline-rich protein 1-like. The transcript is spliced from 2 exons. Lineage: Eukaryota; Metazoa; Chordata; Mammalia; Primates; Cebidae. The record is from RefSeq and is a predicted model, not a curated record. Bases 46 to 606 code for a protein of 186 amino acids.
GCGGCGGCCGGGGGGGCGCGGGGGCAGCGGCACAGGGGCCUCACCAUGGUGGAUGCCUCACCCAGAGCGGUGCCCCCCCAGCCGGGAACCCCGGCCACCCCCGCAGGGGGGUGGCGGCAGCAACCUCCGCCGUGGCGACCCCAGCCUCUUCCCCUGCCUCAGCGCCCAACAAGGGAUCCGAGGAGGCCCGGUGGAAAGGGAAAAAGACAGGGGGCUGCAAAGGCUGACUGGAGAGCGGCUCCUCGGGCCACUGGGGUGGAGCGCAGCGGGGUCCGGCCAGGAAGGAGCCGGCAGGCAGAGAACCCGGGAGCAGAGGCGGCGCUUCCCUCAGGGAUGCGGCGAGGAGGAAGCAGAGCUCCACUUGGUGGGGGCCGGCGGGGGGUUGCCGAGCCCAGGCUCCGGGCAGCGGCGGCGCGGUCCUGCCGGAGCCCACCCCACCAUCUCCCGCCUCGCCGCCGGCGGCCCCUCAACCCCCGGCGACGCCUGGGUCGGUCCUCAGGCGCGGGCACAGCCGGGCGAGGGGCCCCGCGGCGGCGGAUUCCUCCAGACACGCUCCAGCCGGGACUCCUCCUGAGGGGGGAGGAGGGGGCGGCGGGGAGCGUGUGAGGCGAGAGGCAGGCGAGCCGAUCGCUCCCACCCGGCCGGAGACGAGCAGACGGGCCCGGGGUCGGGGGGCAGGAUCCCGAGAGGCGGCGGGAAAGAAGAGCGGCCGCAGGUCCCUCGCCAGCCGGUGCCCACCAGCAGCUCGGCGGGCCAGCUCCUCACGCCCGAGAGAGGAGAGCCGCUAGGGGGGCGGCGGAAGCGCUCACGCCGCCCGCUCCUUCCGCCGCCGCUGCCCGAACCGGGGGCGCCCGCGAGAGAAGGAGGCGAAGUAGUCCCUCGCGACUUCUCCCGGCCGCCCGCUUCCCUCGGUGGCCAGACCGGGCACGGGGUGGGGCUGCCGAGUGGGGUGCCCGGGCCGUGAGGGUGUGUGGGUAAGACUAAAAGCCGCGGCCUCCGCGCGAAUCACUGCAACUCGAAGUCGUGUGCAGCAUAGCAAGUUUCAGGAAAGUAGUUCCCUCCUCCCUUCAUUUCCCAAAUCGUAGUCGAGCCACUUAGCGGGGAAAGGGGGGGGGGGGGGGGCGGGGGGAUAUCCUUCCUGGACUGUGCUUGGUGUGCGUGCGCGCCCUCCAACCUCUGGGCCCGCCGCGAAGGGGGGGGGGGGUGGGAGCUGCGAGAGGAGCUGCAUGGGAGGUUGCAUUGUUGUGGCGCGUUACUCCCCGUUACUCGGCUUGGAAUAUCCGGGUUGCUUGAAGGAAGAGGCUAGAAAGACAGUGUGCUCAGAGGGGAAAUCUGGAGACUACUCUCUUCUGCCGUGUGUGUGUGUGUGUGUGUGUGUGUGUGUGUCCUUGCAGAGCAAAGAAUGGAACUGGCAUGAGUUCAUCUUUAGUUAGUGGGGGUUAGAAGCAGGGACUGUGCAAAAAGAGCUCCUCCUGCCGUCCCCCGGGUUGCAUUGCUGCAGUUCCCUAGCUGCAUGCACGCGUGUGUGUGUGUGUUUUAACACCUCGCCUCCCUGCCUGGAUUCUUACUGCGUAAGGGGUAUGCUGUCAGGGCAUUCAUCUCCGAAAGCUGGAGUGAUUGUUAAUGGAGAACGACUUCCAUUGAAGCCCAGGGUAGGCGUGUUACAUGAAUCUGGCGCAGCCAGAACGGAGGAAAUAACUCCCGCUGCGAGUGAGGUUGCAUAACUAUACCGCAGGAGAUGCUUCUAUGGCACGAACUGCUCCGAACGGAGGCGGACCGAUUGGAUAGACAGCUGUCAUGAAUGCAUUUUUAGAGGACAAUGUAUGCAUUCAUCUCAAAAGGUUUUUGCACAGAAAUCUACUGGGGUUGUGGGCUGGAGCCUAAGGUCAGCCCAGCCACAGGAGUCAGAGCUCCUGGCUCUGCAAAUUCUAUUAUCUCUUCUCUAUUUAGAAAACCAGCCUUUACAUGAACCGGCCUAGGUGACUGAAUCCCCAGCGCUCCCAAGUUCCUGAUGCAUCUUCCCGGAUUUAAGUCUAGCCCUGCGUGCAAUGUUUUUCUCUUCCUUCUCAGGUUUGUGCGAGCUAAGAAUCAAGGUUGCCGCCGGUGCCACAUUGAAGAGAACAAUUGUCGAGGAAGAAAUGAAGUUGAGAGAACCUCGCAACAAGGCAGCACUCUUCUGCCAUCCCUCUAGGAAACGCAGGAUUGUUGUUCUGAGAAUGAGCGUGCACAGUAGUGCACUGAUAACAGUGUUUUGCAUGUAGCAGGUGCUUAAUAAAUGUUCAACGAAUGAACAAAGGCGCUAAACCAGUCAGUGUGCCCCAAAACCACCCGAUUGAUUUCUGAGGACUACUGUUAACCAGUUAGACUGCUCAAGUUUCAAUCAAGUCCCAUCAGGUAUAAUCUGUGUCCUUAUGCAAGUUACUAAAACUCUGGGCCUGCAUAAAAUGGGGAUAAUAGUACCUAACUCAUAGAGCUGUUGCGCUGAUGAACGAGAUAAUAAUAUACAUAGUUACUUAGAACAGAUUAAGAAUUCACAGUAAGAACUCUAUUAAGUCUUAGCUCUUACUAUUAUUUUGUCAGAGAUAGUAAGAAACCCCAUGGUAAAAUAGUGGCAAGUGUUUUGAGGAUUAAAUGUAAAGCAUCCAGUAUUCGUGUUCAUUCAUUCAACAAAUAACUGUCAGUUGCUAGACACAUGACCUGGUCCUCAGUAAGCCACCAAUAAAUGAAAUCAUCACAAUUAUUAUGAUUAAGUAAAUACAAGGAAAGUUGGUCAUUUGCAAAGGCCUUUCUCUUUUGAAGAUUUGCAUCUGUUCGAGGUUCUAGUGUAUCAAGGAAAUUGCCAGUACAGUCUUUGGGAGAAGAUAUGAAAACCAUCUUGGUCAUCAUGAGCCAGGCACUGUGCUGGCUACUUCCACACACAUUACUUACAUAAAAGGAGCAAGAUAUGACCAAUAGCCCAAAUUAAUGCUUUAAAGAUUGCUCUCAACUCCAUAAGCAAGACAUAGUCUCCAAACCAUUCAGACUUUGGUGGUUCCAUGCCAUAUCUAGGACACUUUUGUACCCAUUCUCUGACCCAGUUGCUAAAGAUCUUACCAACAUUUUUUCUUUAAUUGCUUUAGUUUGGCAGAGCUCAGAGUCUUCUAUGCUGAAGCAGUCAGAAAUGGUGCUACUGCUUAGAGCCAAGAGAUCUUCUAGUCUGUCAAUCACUGGCGGCUCUAUAGAGGCCUCAACUGAUCUAUCUGGGUGUCUGGACCUUAGGAGGUGAAGAGGCAUGGUAACCAAAGACAAUGUGUGAGGCCUUAUUUGGAUCAUGACUUGAACAAAUAUUUUUAAAUUUGGGACAACGGGAGAAAUUUGAACAUUAACUGGAGAUUUGAUGAUAACAAGGAAUUCUUUUUUAAGUAUUGGUUUAUGGCUGUGUUUUCUUUAAGUCCUUACCAUUCAGAAAUAUGUACCCUAAAAUAUUUAGAGAUGAAAUGUUAUGCUUCAGAAUAAUCCACUGGGGUGAGGCAUAGGAAGAAUGAGUAAGGAUAUAGAUGAAACAAGAUUGAUUAUAGAUUAAUGAUGAACACAUUCUGUUUACUAUUUUAUAAUUUAAAAUGUUCUAUAACAAUUUUUUAAAAAUACACUGCAAGUACUUACUUAAAGUGCAGAUUCCUAGACCUCAGCUCAGAAAUUGUGAUUACUAGGUCUAUAAUGGGGCCAUCCGUGCUUUUGUAAGUAUGCUAGGUACUUGGCCCUUUUUAGUCCUUCAUUGUCUACUCCCCAUUUCCUUGCAACCAUUUUUGUCAUCCCGUCCCCCAGCACAUCCCUGAUUGAAAGCUGUGUUCCAGCAACACAGAAAAGGGUAGCCCAUGGUAUAUCAUAAGCUUAGAUAGAUACUGAUCAAGGCCAGAGGGCUAGUUCAGUUCAGAAAGGUAGAUCCAGCCAAACUUGAAAUGCUAUGUGAGAAUCUAAAUACAGAUUACAGUUCUGUCUUAAGUGCCAACUCCAUUCAGUUAGUACUAGUCAAGAAGAAUUCCAUGGCCACAUUAGGGCUCAGCAAGAAAAGAAAUACUUAUAUAUGCUCAGUUGUGUUUUGUAGGUGGACCUGUGGGAAGGAAGCUAGUCACAAAACCGGUUAUCACAACUAUCUGUAUUAUUGUGCUCAGCUUUAGGAAUUAGUCACAACCAUUUGAUGACCUGUUAGAAGUAAUUAAUUAUCAAUAGCAUAAUUGGGCCAAAGAGGGAGGAACAGGAGCACAAUUGCCAAGUAAUUGCCAGUAUAGGAUCUGAUCCAAGUUAAGAAAGGCACAAGUGGAUUCUGAGUUCCUUGUAGGUAUCAGACCAGGGUUUCUUCACAAGGACA